GCGAGUAUGACCAUUCGACAUCAACAUAUUCAUUUUCACAGCGACUUCACACCAUGAUAAUAUCAUAGUAACAUUCUAUUUCCUCCUUCCUACCAUGUCGACCGAUCCUCGAUUGGCCCGCCUCCAGGGCCGCACUAACACUCCACAACCUCCCAAACCGCAGACACCACCAGCUCCUGCUACAGUCGCGGUAGAGUCCCCUUCACAAGCAACACCUCCACAGGUUGACGGAAGCGUUGAUACGCCAGCACCAGUGGCAGCACCUGCAGAACAACCUGACACGUCGUUCAAGCUCAAAUUCUGCACAGUAUGCGCCUCGAAUAACAACAGAAGCAUGGAAGCGCAUUUGCGACUGUCGACCUCAGAUCAUAAAUACCCCGUAAUUUCUUUCGGUACGGGUUCGUACGUACGACUGCCUGGCCCUUCAAUCUCCCAACCUCAAGUCUACAAUUUCAACACGACGUCCUACACGAAAAUGUACGACGAAUUAAACGCUCAAGAUUCCAGACUAUACCGUAAUAACGGCAUUCUGAACAUGCUGGAUAGAAAUAGGAACAUCAAGUGGGGACCGGAAAGAUUUCACGACUGGGUUGUCGGCGCGGCGAGAAUGGAGGCUCUGAAUCGGGGAGACAAGGGCGCCGCCGGUGCCGAAGGAGGUGUGGUCGACGUCAUUUUCACCUGCGAAGAGCGAUGCUGGGAUGCUGUAGUGGACAAUUUGCUAGAUAGAGGAGCGCCCCUCAAUCGGCCAGUGCAUGUGUUCAACAUUGAUAUUAAGGACAAUCACGAAGAGGCACUUGUUGGUGGCGGAGCAAUCCUCGAGUUGGCAGAUGCUCUCAAUGAAGCUGCAGUACAAGAGAGGCAACUCAAUGGUUCGACUGGUUGGGAAAAUGGAACCGGAGUUGCACGGCAGAGUUUCGAUGAGAGAGUGCCCGAUAUCCUGGCUAGUUGGCAGGAAAGGUGGCCCAACCUUCCUGCAUUAUGGACUCUUUCUUGGUUCUGAAUAGGAAAAGGAACAAACCAGAUUUGCUAUUUAGCGAGGCGUUGGGGGGGUUGUUAUCCCAGUGGAACGCAAUGAAUAUUAUGAUGAGAUGCUAUACACCUUAGAGAGUGUCAAACGAUUGCAUGAAUUGAACUGGUUAAUGAAAUUUGU
Exophiala oligosperma is the source of this 1150-nucleotide messenger RNA. Its product is annotated as RNA polymerase II subunit A domain phosphatase ssu72. The transcript has 2 exons. NCBI's taxonomy places the organism in Eukaryota, Fungi, Ascomycota, Eurotiomycetes, Chaetothyriales, Herpotrichiellaceae. Gene Ontology annotation, molecular function: RNA polymerase II CTD heptapeptide repeat phosphatase activity. The coding region runs from base 95 to 1000 and encodes 301 amino acids. The record is from RefSeq and is a predicted model, not a curated record. Gene Ontology annotation, cellular component: mRNA cleavage and polyadenylation specificity factor complex; nucleus. Gene Ontology annotation, biological process: termination of RNA polymerase II transcription.